CUGUCUAUUACGAAGCAAUCACGGCAUCACAGACAUCCAAACAAGUCAUCAACAUGAGGUUUGUGUUAAUGAUGUUCCUGGCAAUAGAGAUUGUUGGAGGAGAAGGUAGAGACCCUGCCUGCGACGCCGAGCCGAUAGAGGGCAAUUGUGGUGAAGCUCUACUAAGGUAUUUCUACGACUCGACGAGAGAUAAUUGUAUGGGAUUCAUCUUCCGCGGUGGUGGCGACAGCCCUAACAACUUCAUGACUUUGGAAGAAUGCGAAAAAGCCUGCCUAUCGUAACAACAGCAUUGGAAAUGAAACGGAAAAGGAAGAGGAUUGACCAUUUUACGGAAUGAGAGAAGUGCAGUAUUAUGUUGUUACAUGGGAGACAAAAAUAAAUUUCUGA
Penaeus chinensis is the source of this 387-nucleotide messenger RNA. RefSeq names its product kappaPI-actitoxin-Avd3d-like. Lineage: Eukaryota; Metazoa; Arthropoda; Malacostraca; Decapoda; Penaeidae. Gene Ontology annotation, molecular function: serine-type endopeptidase inhibitor activity. The transcript has 4 exons. The record is from RefSeq and is a predicted model, not a curated record. Bases 54 to 281 code for a protein of 75 amino acids.